Tricharina praecox is the source of this 1101-nucleotide messenger RNA. RefSeq lists its product as uncharacterized. The transcript is spliced from 5 exons. The record is from RefSeq and is a predicted model, not a curated record. Bases 1 to 1101 code for a protein of 366 amino acids. NCBI's taxonomy places the organism in Eukaryota, Fungi, Ascomycota, Pezizomycetes, Pezizales, Pyronemataceae.
AUGCCAACGCUCAACUUAGACGAGUCCGACAGCUCUUCGAAGCCGCACCAGAAAGCUAUGCUGACCUACCUAGGAUGGAUCCCCGGGACUUUGAAAACCUUCCCAGCAUGGGCAUCGGCCACUGGGGAGGCGGCUCGCAGGGCGGAAAAGGGCUACGCCCAGAUCGAUGAAUCUCCAAGCGGCUUUGGCACCUGCAUCAUGGGCUUUGGUUGCACCAUUGGCCGUGUCUUGAACGGACUGAUGCAGGUGCCGUACUGGCGGAAGGAACAACAGCAACCGCCGACAUGGCUGGUUGUGGCGCCACUACAGCAGCAGCAACCCUCCGUCACGACGGCCAUAGAUGCUCUCCUCAACCUCGCUCAGCAGAUGGCGGCAGAUCGAGCAGCCCAGGAUCGCUGCAUGGAAUCUCUCGUCGACAUGCUCAAUGGACGAUACGAGCGUCCGAGCCUUCCGGCCCAGCAACAGCAUCCGACUCAGGUAUUGCACGGGACUUCGUUGGAUCCUGAAGAUGUGUGCAUUUUCAAGCCUACAGAGAUGCCGGAUCUAAUGGUGGCGCGGGAUUUUAUCGACGGUAUCCGCGACGCAGUCUCAAACUAUGGCGAAGCAAGUACACUGGCAGUGCUUCCUAGGUGUUGCCAGAGCACCGUGGCACGUCGAUGGGUAAUGGGCAUGACGGACCUCGAGAAACUGCAGCGCAGAGAUUCCACUGACUUCUGGAUCCGAAAAUUGCGUGAAGAUUUCUUUCCACCCCCGGAGAUUCUGAAGCUGGAAGCUUGGAAAGAGCAUUUCACAUGGGACCAGGGACGUUCUCCUGUCGAGUAUGCCACCAAUAAGACCGCACUUCUGCGCAUGGCUGGAGAGACCAACGAAGACACGAUCGUUACGGCCAUCCACAAAGGUUUUAUCGCGGAAAGCACCCUCUAUCUGGCCCUGUUUGCGUAUGUCAAAACCAGCGAUAACUCGGCUUCCGAAUUUCGCCGCCACAUAGUUUCCAUUCAGGAUAGUGCGAAGCGGCUGCAUGAGGAGAAAUUUGGACCCCCUCGAUGGCCAUCAGCGUAUACCUCUCGGACUCAGCCUCCGACCCGUCACGACGCAACCUAG